Messenger RNA from Trichosurus vulpecula (common brushtail), 2030 nucleotides. RefSeq names its product SET domain containing 6, protein lysine methyltransferase (gene SETD6). Gene Ontology annotation, molecular function: protein-lysine N-methyltransferase activity; protein binding. Gene Ontology annotation, cellular component: nucleus. Gene Ontology annotation, biological process: peptidyl-lysine monomethylation. The coding region runs from base 493 to 1848 and encodes 451 amino acids. Lineage: Eukaryota; Metazoa; Chordata; Mammalia; Diprotodontia; Phalangeridae. The transcript is spliced from 9 exons. The record is from RefSeq and is a predicted model, not a curated record.
UGGCCACGAGGCCAGGUCCCCUGGAUUGCUGCACGGGGCGCGGGGGCAGGGCGACCCACGACGGACUCUUGGCAUCAGAUGAGAUGAAGCGCUUGGCGCAGGACGGGUACACAGUGGGUGCCUAAUCAGUGUUUGUUCUCCCGUGCUGCCCCGCCUUUCCGGGUGCUGCCCCGCCUUUCCGGGUGCUGAGGGCCUGGGCUGGCGUGGGCGGCGGCCGUGGGUACCGAGAGGCCUGCGCUCGCUGCCACGGCACGCUCCAUUAGAGUCCUUUCCACGUGGACGCGGCUCCCAGGGCUCCCACCUCCCCGGCUUCGCCCGGCGCAGGCGCAUUACAAAGACGGGCGGGGGAGGGACAGGCCCGGUACCACCAACGCGCCCAGGACUUCGCUUUUGGCCCUCUCCGGCCCCCGUACCAAGGGUGGUCCGAGGCUUCUUUAAGAAGGGGGCGGGCCUCGAAGGGAGGAAGCACGGCGGCCACGCGCAGCCAAAACAAUGGCGACGGCUGCGAAGCGGCAGAAGGUGGAGGGAGUCUCCGGAGGCGGAGACAAUCCUGUCCCGGCCUUCCUAAACUGGUGCCGCAGGGUCGGACUGGAGCUGAGUCCCAAGGUUUCCGUGAGCCGGGAAGGCACCGUGUCUGGCUACGGGAUGGUGGCCCUAGAGGACGUGCAGCGUGGGGAGCUGCUCUUCGUGGUGCCUCGGGCUGUGCUUCUUUCCCAAAAAAACACCACCAUCCGGGGCCUUCUGGAGAAAGAGCACGGGGCCCUGCAGAGCCAGUCGGGCUGGGUGCCCCUUCUCCUGGCUCUCCUCUACGAGUACCUGGCGGAGGACUCCCCCUGGAGAUGUUAUUUCUCCCUCUGGCCGGACCUGGGCAACCUGCAGCACCCCAUGUUCUGGUCUGAGGAAGAACGGAAACAGCUCCUACAAGGUACUGGUGUGCCUGAAGCUGUGGAAAAGGACAUAGCCAACAUCAGCCAUGAGUAUGGUACCAUUGUCCUGCCCUUCUUGGAAGCCCAUCCAGAGAUCUUUCCCCUCCAGGCCAGGUCUCUGGACCUCUACCGCCAACUUGUGGCGAUGGUCAUGGCCUACAGCUUUCAAGAGCCCCUUGAAGAAGAGGAUGAUGAAAAGGAACCCAAUCCCCCUAUGAUGGUACCAGCUGCUGACAUACUGAACCAUGUGGCCAACCACAAUGCCAAUCUGGAAUACUCUCCAGAAUAUUUAAGGAUGGUAGCUACCCAGCCAAUCCCCAAAGGCCAAGAGAUCUUUAACACCUAUGGUCAGAUGGCUAACUGGCAACUGAUCCACAUGUACGGCUUCGCUGAACCAUAUCCUGGGAACAAGGAUGACACAGCUGACAUUCAGAUGGCAACAGUACGUGCAGCAGCUCUGCAGGGAGCCACAACUGAGGCCGAGAGACGCCUAAUGUGUGAGCGCUGGGAUUUCUUAUGCCAGCUGGAGAUGGUGGGUGAGGAGGGGGCAUUUGUCAUUGGAAGAGAAGAGGUGCUUACUGAGGAGGAGCUGUCUGCUACACUCAAGGUGCUUUGCAUGCCAGCUAAGGAAUUCAGGGAACUUAAGGAACAAGAUGGCUGGGAGGAAGAUGAUGAGGAGGAGGACACCUUAACACUGACAAAUAAGACUAUCCCCAAACUUAAAGCUUCAUGGAAGAAACUCCUCCGAAACAGUGCUCUGCUGACCCUGCAGGCUUAUGCCACAGACUUGAAAAGUGACCAAGAACUACUUCACAACAAGGAGUCCAGGGCCAAACUCGCCUGGAGGGAAGAACAGGCCUUGCAGGUGCGCUACGGACAGAAGAGGAUCUUGCACCAGUUGUUAGAACUGACCGGCGCCUAGCCUCUGGCCUGAUUGCAUGCUCUUCCCUUCCCUUCUCUAACCAGGGAAGCAGAUGAGGAAAAUUGGCUUCUUGUGCACUUAUUGGGGUCUGCUGGGUCCACCUUUCAAAGUCUGGACUUGCACUGUCUGUUCUUUGGUUAACUUUAUAUUUGUGCUUAUAUAAAAUUCCUUAGUUCAUGUAA